AUGGCAUUGCCCACGCCGCAUUACGACCUCCACCUCCCUGAUGAUGUUUAUCCUCCUUCUGAGGAUACAUUCCUGUUUUUGGAUGCGUUGGAGCAAGAUCGAGAGGUAUGAAUCUACUAUAAUAUAUUGUAUAUACUUGGUCUUUAGUUCAUAACAAAUACAGUUCGACCCUCUUUGGUAGUUGAGAUCGGUUGUGGAUCCGGGCUGGUAUCUGCAUUCUUUCUCCAACUACCUGGUCUUGAUCCGACCCCUCAGGCCAUUUGCAUUGACAUAAAUCCAAAUGCCCUGAGGGCAACUAAAGAUACGUUGAUCAAAAAUAAAGUUAAUGGAGAAUUAAUAAGGACGAAUCUUUUGAAUGGCCUUAAUCUUGAUGGGAAAGUGGAUGUAUUACUGUUUAAUCCGCCCUAUGUGCCAACGGAAGAAGCAGCUUUCGAUAAUUUAGUACGUUUUAUGUAAUAUUGAUGUAAUUCUUGCUGAUCUUUAGUCCAGAACAUAUGCCGGUGGGCACGAUGGCCGUGAUGAGCUCGAUAAACUGCUACCUCAGAUCCCGAACCUCCUCUCCAAGCCCUAUGGCACCUUUUACCUCAUCGCCUUACAUCAAAACAACAUUCCUUUUCUUUGUGAUUCCCUCACGCAAUAUGGAAUUCACGGGUCGAUUCUGAAGGAACGACGAUGUGGGAUCGAACAUUUAUACGUUAUAAAGUACAUUAGGACAUAA
Messenger RNA from Bursaphelenchus xylophilus (pine wood nematode), 718 nucleotides. NCBI's taxonomy places the organism in Eukaryota, Metazoa, Nematoda, Chromadorea, Rhabditida, Aphelenchoididae. The record is from the annotation of a GenBank genome assembly.